This is a messenger RNA of Malassezia vespertilionis, 1551 nucleotides long. RefSeq lists its product as uncharacterized. Lineage: Eukaryota; Fungi; Basidiomycota; Malasseziomycetes; Malasseziales; Malasseziaceae. Bases 1 to 1551 code for a protein of 516 amino acids. The transcript has a single exon. The record is from RefSeq and is a predicted model, not a curated record.
AUGUCGGGGUGGAUCGAGUGCGCGCAGGACGGCUUUGGGCGUGCCUCUCAAGCAGAGAGCGGUUCUGUAGCAGUGGAAGCUGCCGCACCACCUGGCUUGGAAAGUUUGCAGGAGCUGCUAGAGCGUAAAGGGUACAAGGAGACGCGCAUUGUGUCACCUGUCGCUCAGGCAGUCGCCAUGGACGAUUGCUUGGAGAAUGUGAGUGAUUCGUGCAGGGAAAGCACCGUGCAUGGGUACCAGGAUAUGCAUGCGUGGAUGAAAAAUAUUGUUGCUUCACAGCAGCAGUAUCCCGGCGUAGAAACAAUCGACACGCGCGUGCCGCGCCGGACGACGAGCGAGGCUGUGCUGCGCAAGCGAAGCAGCGCAAUUUGGGAUGCAAGCCAUGCGUACAGGAACGGUGCACCGCCCGUGCCGCCGAUGCCGCCAGUUGCGCCGUCCUUGCACGCGAGGCUUGCAGCGCCCAUCGUCUCCAAGCAGGAUGCCCUCGUGCAACACGCACUGCCUGCCAAGCUUCCAACUCUGCACCGGAGCAAGAGCCAGGAUCUGCUGCACAAGGCGCUGAAGAAGAAGAACAGUGCACGCUCGCUUGCGCCGGCGUGCAGCUGCGGGAAGCAGGCGCCGUCCGCGUCCCUUUGGCGCCGUCCGACGACAAACGUCGAGCCACGGUGGCAUGCACAGGACUGCUCAGUCCGUGUUGCAUGGGCGAUGGCGACACCCGAGCCCGUUCCGCCGCCGCCACCGAUGCUUACACUGUCGACGCCGCGCGGCAGUAAUCCGCGCAGACUUGACUUGGAUGGAAAAGAGUACACGCCGCGGAGUGCACACGACGAGCCUGUUUUUUUGUUUGGCGAGCAGCACAGCGUCGCGAAGCGUGUUCCUUCUGGCGCACACAGCCCAUCCAGGAGCUUGCGGCGUGCAGUUCCCCGCAUGCACACUUCUGUAUCCUUGUCUGUGGACGGCGCUAGUAUACAGGCAGUGCAUGGGACACGCAUUCCCUCUUCUCCUGGUCUGUUGGCACAACGCACCGCGGAAGUCGACGUGGUACAACCCGCGCUUUCGCAGGUGCACGCGUGUGCAGAGCAAGAAAACGUGCGCACCCAUGCCACCGCGUUGUCCAAGUACGAAGCGGCAAGAGACGCACAAACGACGCCCGGCAAGCAAGAUUCGUGCACUCUUCAAGAUAGUCCCACGCUGCAGCGCAGCAAGCACCGCGGGUCGAUGCGUCGUGCCGUGCCACUGCGCUCUGCCGUAUCGCUCGCUGCGCUCACCAUGCAAGACACGCUGCACCAUGACCCACAGCCCAGCGCCAAACUCGACGUGCGCAAGCCCAGCAAGACGCGUCCCGUGCAUGCAGAUCACCGCGUUUUGCGCCGCACAGACAAUGUGCUCGGCGCACUGCCUGUUGUGCACGCUGCAUCGCGCCGUGUAGAGAAUGUACCGCUGCGCCGAGCCGUACCGACCAUGCCCCUCGGUCUUGGCUUUGGCCUCGAGGCCCAAAACAGCGCGCCAAGUGCAUUCCUCAAAGGACGUUCCAUGCUUCGGCAUUCGUGA